Molecule: messenger RNA, 2236 nt
Organism: Lagopus leucura (white-tailed ptarmigan)
Lineage: Eukaryota; Metazoa; Chordata; Aves; Galliformes; Phasianidae
Gene: MARVELD3
Product: MARVEL domain containing 3
Cellular component (GO): membrane
Source: RefSeq, a predicted model, not a curated record
CAUUCCAGCAACUACCAGCGAACAAUGGAUCAGUCAGUUUCCUCCCGGCUGCAUGGUGACAGCUGCGCUCAGCAGACUCCGGGACAGAGGCAGUCAGUCCCGCUGGGCAGCCAGACAUUGUUCUGCAUGGAAAUUGGGCAGCUUGUGAAAAUGUCACAUUGCUCUGCCUGGGGUGGCCUCCAGCAAAUGGACACUAAUGAGGCCUCUAUGGUUCUGUGUUCAUAGAUACAAGGUGGUGAACUUCAGGACCACGCGGAGUUUCGGCGGAACGUGGGUAAACUCCUGGGCCUCGCGCACCGAAGAACAGCGCUCAAGGGAAGGCGGCGCUGCGCGCGGCCCUCGAAGAGGAGCAGGACGACCCCAGGCGGAGGAGCGGAGACGUCCAGCCGCGGCACCGGGCACCGCCCCGCGGUCCUCCGCUCCUCCCCCAGCGCUCGGCGCCGCGCGGGGCCAUGGCGGACGGGAGUUGCUCUCGAGCCCCCGGGCGGGCGGGCGGUGAGCGGCCGCAAGGGGAUGGGGACGGCCGGGGCUGGGCUCGGCACGGUAGUGCGGGCGGCGGACCGCCGUGCCCGGAGCGGAGCCGCCGCGGGGCCACGUCGACACGUCGGGGCUGCUGGAGUGCCGCCGCUGCCGCUACCUGCGCACGGGCCGGGCCUGCUGCCAGCUGGUGGGAGCGCUGCUCGCCGCGCUGAUCCUCGUCUGCAGCUCCGUAUCCUACGGCUCGGUGGGCGGCUACACGGGCGUCCCCGGCCAGGGCGGCAUCUACUACUACAUGUACGGCGGGGCGUACAGCGGCUUCAGCGGAGCAGACGGGGAGAAAGCCCAGCAGCUGGACCGGCGUUUCACCCAGCUCAAGAUGCCAAUAGCCAGGGCGGCGAUGGCCGUGGGAGGAGCCCUCCUGGUCUUCUCUUCCGCGCUGAUUUUGGUUGGCGUUGUACGGCUACCGUGGCGUUUUCCUGCAUGGCUCCUACUGGAAGGCGUCCUGGACACAGUGGUUGCAGGGGGUUUGCUGUUUGCUCUGUACUGUUUCUUCCAUCAUCUGCUGGGGUUUUAUGAUUCAUCAGUGUGCAAAGACAGAGCACACCUUUACCAAAGCAAAGGCUAUCAGGGCUUUAGCUGCAGCAUGCAUGGGGCAGAGAUUGCUGCUGGCCUCCUGGGCUGUGCGGCUGUCGUGACAUUCCUGCUUGGUGCAGGCCUGGCUGUCAGAGGGUACGGAAUAGUUCACAAACUGAAACAGAAGCCAGAACACAUGUAUGAAGAGUAGAAUUACUCCUCUGCUCCAGUAGUAGUCCUGAUUUUUGCCAGCCUUGUGGCAUGCUUUUACUUGCUUGGGGACAGUGCCUUCUUAUUACUAUAACAAAGCAUUCACCAAAAGCAUAGCUCCAAAUACAGUGAAACCAAGCCGUUCAAACUUAAAUUUGCACAGUUGAAUUAUUAGCGGACACAUACAGAUUGUCUUUAUCUGGUGGCUGUUCUGCCUCUCCAGCACAUAUCUGAGAGAGAAUGCAUUGCUAACUGCUGUUCUUAUAAACUCAGUAAUGCACAGGCUUUGUCUAAAUAGCAAAACUAGUUUUGAAUGCUUGCAGCCUAGGAAGAUAAUUCAGCUUUGGAGAAGCCCUUGUUUCUGAAUGUCAAUGACUGAAAAGAGAGAUCACAUACCUGAGCUCUGGGUUUCCAACAUCAUACCCACAUACCCUCCUAGCAGUAGGGUAAUUAAUGUCAGUAGUCACUCAGAGCACAUCAAGUAGCAUGGGUAGGACGUGUUGCAGACACAUGCUGGUGAACAGCUUCCUACAGCUGAAUCUUUUACAAAGGGACUGUGACUGUCCACUGAGAAUGGAACUCUUAAAAGUGAGCAUUGAAGCUGAUGGUUGCCAAUUCCUGCUUUGUAAAGGUCUCUUGGUGCUAAAGGGGCAGCUUUAACAUGGCAUUUAUAUUGCCAUCAGAGACUCCUGAAAUAAACUUGUAGGGUGGUCAGCUUAAUUUGUGCCUUCUUUUUACUCCCUUCUGGUGAGGGCACCUCUCUGGAUGGAGCACUCUGUUGUGUAUACUUGUAUACAACCUUUUUGCCUAAGAGCCCAGAGUUUGACUCAUCAGACGUAAGUUUUAAGAGCUCACAGAGGUGAUUUAAGAAGAAGGUGUGUUGUUUGCAAAACAUUUUUAGUGUACAAGGUAGGGAAACGAGACUGAUUCUGUGUUGUUUAUGAACAAAUAAAGGUGAAUUUUCUCUUCAGAA